GCUGCUGACGGGUCUCCAUUUCGCAGCGGGCGGACUCUCCCUCAAACUGCGAGUUGCCGACGGGACCAAGGAGCGCUGGAAUCCCAGCUCCCGCUGCUUUUCUCCCGGUGAAGUUGUUCUAGUCCCCGCAGUGAGCGAGACUGAGCGCUGCUAUGUCGGAGGGCUGUUUUCUGUCCGCGCUGCAGCCCAACUCCUCCUGCACCGCCUACGUGCUGCCCUCGGACGGCCAGUCUGCGGACCCCAUGGCCAAAGUCCGGAGGGUCCAGGAGCAGGUCCGGAUGCGGCUGGCCGAGAGGAAGUCCUACUCGCUGUCCAGACAGGGCGACUCGCAGCUCGGGCCAGCAACAGACCACAGUUAUCCUGAAGUGAAACAUUUCUCCAAGACACAUGGCUUCAGCUCCAGGUCCAUGACAAGCAUGCCCACUCGUCCCAUGGCUGUCUCUGCUGUGUCUUCUCGAGCCUCUGGGAUCUCCUCCCACUCUGCUGUGGACAGCAGUUUAAAGAUGAGGCAUAAAGAAAGCAGCAGCGUCCAGAGCAGCUUCCACACCUCCCAGAUGCAAAACCGCAGCCAGCGCUCUAAGUCCCUGUGCCAGGAAGACCAGAGAGCCUUUCCUCUCACAGGUCUGGUAAAACAAGAGACUUUGUCUGUACCCCUCACUGUGCCCCCACCUGGAGACCUCCGGCGCAGCCUCAGCGGGGUCCUGGCCCGGGAACGAGGCCACUGGCAGGACGAGGAGCUGCCUUACGAGUACACCUAUAAAGGCCCGUCUCAUCGCAUCAUCAACAGAAUCACCAACCGGCAGCAGUACUACCAGCAGCAGAGCUCUGGAUUUGGGCAGGAGGGCUGGGUGGGCAACGGCAGAGCAAUCUCCAGUGCAGGCGAGAGCAUGGGCGCGCAGUGGCAGCAGCACUCAUCCAGGGCCAACCACGCCAUGGCGGCGGCGCAGUACGCCCCGCUCCAUCGGGCGGCCUCGCUGCGCUCACUGAGGAGCGUCGGCAAGGGAGCGGAUAUCAUGGAUGCAGCCUCCAUACAUAGCAACGAUCCACUGGCAGACAUGCAGAGUAUUGACAUGCCCACAGCUGUCAGAUAUCUCUCCGACUCCAAUACUUCUCUGCAAGUCUUGGGAGCUGCUUACAUACAACACCAGUGUUACCACAGCAACGAUGCCAAGAACCAGGUAUGUGGUUUACUUUGAUGGUUCAGGGAUGCA
Messenger RNA from Fundulus heteroclitus (mummichog), 1211 nucleotides. RefSeq names its product plakophilin-3-like. The transcript has 4 exons. Gene Ontology annotation, cellular component: cytoplasm; adherens junction; plasma membrane. Gene Ontology annotation, molecular function: cadherin binding. NCBI's taxonomy places the organism in Eukaryota, Metazoa, Chordata, Actinopteri, Cyprinodontiformes, Fundulidae. Bases 153 to 1196 code for a protein of 347 amino acids. The record is from RefSeq and is a predicted model, not a curated record. Gene Ontology annotation, biological process: cell-cell junction assembly; cell-cell adhesion.